UGUUACUGUGAAGAUCACGUACAAUACACAUCACUGUGUUUGUCAGUAAAGGAGAAACAUCUGACAAAUUCAGUUGCGCAGAACGAUGUCUGACAACAACCAAACCUCAGACCUUCCUGAUGCACACGGAGACGCAGAUAAUGCUGAUAUAGGGAAAGCUCAGAGAAAAGAAGAUCUGUGUAUGAAGCGUCAGCUGGGACCAACAGAUGAAGAAACCAGUGACAGUAUCAGCUCAGGCCGUACUGAUGUGACAUCUUCAGAUGGCUCAGCGGUUGAGCAUGAAGAAGAACUGAAUGUAUAUGAUCAGUUGAAUUCUGAGGAGGAUGAAGUUCCUAUAAAUACGACUACAGGUAGCUUCACAAACUGCAGUGCUGAUGCUUCUUUCAGUCUUCAAAAUCAAAGAAGCCACGUUGGAAAUGUAUGUUCUGAAUGUGGGAAAUGUUUUACUGUGAAAUCAUCUCUUAUUAGGCAUCAGAAAAUGCAUACAGGGGAGAAAGCAUUUUCAUGUUCUGACUGUGAGAAAUGUUUUACUCUGAAAUCCCAUUUUAUUGCGCAUCAGAAAAUUCAUACAAGAGAGAGAGGAUUUUUAUGUUCUGAAUGUGAAAAAUGUUUUACCAAAAAAUCAUCUCUUAAUAGGCAUCAGAAAAUUCAUAAAGGGGAGAAAGAGUUUUUGUGUUCUGAAUGUGAAAAAAGUUUUACUUCAAAAUCUUCUCUUAUUAGGCAUCAGAAAAUUCAUGCAGGGGAGAAAGACUUUUUGUGUUCUGAAUGUGGGAAAUGUUUUACUUUGAAAUCAACUCUUGAUAAUCAUAUGAAAAUUCAUACAGGGGAGAAAGAAUUUUCGUGUUCUAAAUGUAGGAAAUGUUUUACUCAGCAAUCAACCCUUAGAAAUCAUCAGAGAGUUCAUAUUAAAGAAAAUCAGAGCUUAACCUCUGAAGCGCAGAGGCCAACACAUAGUUGUCAUUCACUCUAAGUCUAGAAUGCUGAUGAUGACUACAUGUUGUCCUCUGGGGAGGGCACACUUUGGUGGCUGUUUGAUGCCCCCUCUGCACCUUAAGCAGUUACAAAGUGGCCUAGUGUGUUUGUCAUACAUGGGGAAUUCAGGGUCCUUAUAUCGGUUUAAAUAGCCAAUUGAUCACUUGGUGUAAAUAAAAUGUACAUUUACUGGAGUAGAGGUACAUGGAAGGGAGUCCCCCCCAUGCAGAUCAAAGUUAGGUAAAUAUACCCAUAGCUAUAUGUUGAUAAACCCUUUUUUUUAAUGUAGGUACUGUUUGCAGCAUUAUAGUCAGGUGAUCACAGAGGCAACAGCAUUUCCCUCGCUGGAAUUGAAAUUGACCUGGUGUAUAAGUUACAGAGUGAGAGCCCCUACAUUAACAUCAAAAGUGGAAGAGGCCUCCGAAUGAUGGCCAAAUCUUUCCUGAUGAAAUUUUAUGAAGUUUUAUUAUACAACACACAUAGAUGAAAGUACCAUUUUUAACUCCAGAAAAUCAACGUAAGCCCUGAAUAAAGCAAAGUACAAAAAAAGGGGAAUUAAAUUUUUUUCCAUAAACUCUGCAUUAAUAUUAACACACCGUGAAUUUCACAAAAUACUAAUUACAACUAACAUUAAACAAUAA
Messenger RNA from Bombina bombina (fire-bellied toad), 1613 nucleotides. RefSeq names its product gastrula zinc finger protein XlCGF7.1-like. The record is from RefSeq and is a predicted model, not a curated record. Bases 86 to 970 code for a protein of 294 amino acids. Lineage: Eukaryota; Metazoa; Chordata; Amphibia; Anura; Bombinatoridae. The transcript is spliced from 4 exons.